This is a messenger RNA of Oldenlandia corymbosa var. corymbosa, 1200 nucleotides long. The record is from the annotation of a GenBank genome assembly. NCBI's taxonomy places the organism in Eukaryota, Viridiplantae, Streptophyta, Magnoliopsida, Gentianales, Rubiaceae.
AUGGUGAAGGAGACGGAUUAUUACGAUAUACUAGAAGUUAGCCCAACAGCCACCGAAGCUGAGAUUAAGAAAGCGUAUUACAUUAAGGCGCGCCAAGUUCAUCCAGAUAAAAACCCGAAUGAUCCUCAAGCAGCCCAAAAGUUCCAAGUUCUUGGAGAGGCUUACCAAGUACUAAGUGAUCCUGCACAACGACAAGCUUAUGAUAGUUUUGGGAAAUCUGGAAUUUCAACUGAUGCUAUCAUUGAUCCUGCAGCAAUCUUUGCCAUGCUUUUUGGAAGUGAGCUUUUUGAGGAAUAUAUUGGCCAGCUUGCGAUGGCGUCAAUGGCUUCAAUGGAGAUCUUCACGGAGGGUGAAGAAUUUGAUACUAGAAAGCUGCAAGAGAAAAUGCGGGUCAUUCAAAAGGAAAGAGAAGAGAAGCUUGCUCAGAUAUUGAAAGAUAGACUAAACCUGUACAUACAAGGAAAUAAAGAAGAGUUUACACGUCAGGCUGAAGCGGAGGUGUCAAGGCUUUCUAGUGCCGCUUAUGGUGUUGAUAUGCUGAAUACAAUUGGGUACAUAUACGUCAGGCAGGCUGCUAAAGAGUUGGGAAAGAAGGCAAUAUAUCUGGGUGUUCCAUUUGUCGCUGAGUGGUUCAGAAAUAAAGGACAUUCAAUUAAGUCCCAAGUGACUGCAGCAACAGGUGCAAUUGCUUUGAUUCAGCUACAAGAGGAUAUGAAACGGCAGCUCAGUCAAGAAGGAAACUAUACAGAGGAAGAACUUGAGGAGUACAUGCAAUCUCACAAGAAGUUAAUGAUUGAUUCUCUAUGGAAGCUAAAUGUUGCUGAUAUCGAAGCCACCCUCGCCCGUGUUUGUCAAAUGGUUCUACAAGACAAUAGUGCAAAGAAAGAGGAACUCCGUAUAAGAGCCAAGGGACUGAAAACCCUCGGGAAAAUAUUCCAGAAGGCAAAGUCUGGCGGUGAGAAUGAUUCUGACAAAGCAAUAAACAACAAUCCUCCUGUACAUGAACUGAAUGGAGAUGAAUCAAAUCAUCGUGAUACCUUUCCUCCAAAUAAACCGGCAAACUCUUCAAAUUCGGAUGAUGAUGGCCCAACUGUUUCAUUGCAGAGCCCAUACGUGGAGGCUCCCCAGUUUUCUGGUGGUGGUUCGUUCAACUUCAAUUUUCCAAUGCCAACUGCACCUCCGGGUGCUCAGAGACAUUAA